Molecule: messenger RNA, 459 nt
Organism: Arabis nemorensis
Lineage: Eukaryota; Viridiplantae; Streptophyta; Magnoliopsida; Brassicales; Brassicaceae
Source: the annotation of a GenBank genome assembly
AUGAGUAUCCAUAAGUUUAUAUGGGAAGUGGUGAAGAAAUCAUUCGCUGGAGGUAUUAUAGCGCUUACCAUUUCAGAUAGAUUGUGUAGCUUUGUUCCGGUGAGAGGAGAUUCCAUGUCUCCGACAUUCAAUCCCCAUCGAAAUUCUUAUUUAGAUGAUUAUGUAAUGGUGGAAAAAUUUUGCCUCAAGGAUUACAAGUUUGCGCGUGGUGAUGUCGUAGUGUUCAGCUCUCCGACUCAAUUCGGGGAUAGAUACAUAAAGAGGAUAGUUGGGAUGCCUGGAGAAUGGAUGAGUAGUUCUCGGGAUGUGAUCAGAAUCCCAGAAGGUCAUUGUUGGGUUGAAGGAGAUAACAAAGCUUCCAGCUUAGACUCGAGAACAUUUGGCCCUAUACCUUUGGGUUUAAUUCGAGGACGGGUCACUCGUGUCGUGUGGCCUCCUCAAAGACUAGGCAAGAUUUGA